Messenger RNA from Alternaria novae-zelandiae, 1797 nucleotides. RefSeq lists its product as uncharacterized. Gene Ontology annotation, cellular component: cytoplasm. Gene Ontology annotation, biological process: nuclear-transcribed mRNA poly(A) tail shortening. The coding region runs from base 1 to 1797 and encodes 598 amino acids. NCBI's taxonomy places the organism in Eukaryota, Fungi, Ascomycota, Dothideomycetes, Pleosporales, Pleosporaceae. The record is from RefSeq and is a predicted model, not a curated record. The transcript has 2 exons. Gene Ontology annotation, molecular function: RNA binding; poly(A)-specific ribonuclease activity.
AUGGACGUCGACGCAGCUACCUUCCCGCACCACUUGCUGGCCAUCUUCAUCCACAUAUCCGAGGCCGACUUUGUGUCUUUUGAUCUCGAACUGUCCGGCAUUCCAUCGCGCAUCCAAGACAAACCUGCACAUGGCCCGGCGCGCUUCACCAUGGAGGAGCGCUAUGCCGAGACCAAAAUGGGUGCCGACCGCUAUCAGAUCCUACAGAUAGGUAUCACUUGCGCGCGCUUCGACUACCUUGCCAAUACCUAUGUCUUGAGGCCUUACAACAUCAACAUCAGCCCGCUUUUUGACGAGCGCAUCGACUUUGAGCGUGAGAUCAAGUUUCAGAGCGGCGCGUGUACCUUCCUCCUCAACAAUGGUUUCGACCUGGGGGCUCCAUUUGCCACAGGCGUACAGUACUUAUCCCGCGAGGAAGCAGAGCGAGCAAAGCGCAUGGCCUGGGAUCGACUCGAGAACAAGAAUCCCAUACCCGAUCUGCAACUUAACUCGGCAGAUGUCGAGUCGCUCGACUUUAUGCGCAGGGUGAGGCAAGCCAUUGAGAAAUGGAAAUCUAGCACUUCGUCGUCCUUGGACAUUACAACUCAUACAGGGCUUUCCACUCCGCCCGUAAUACCCGUCAUCACGCGAUUCGAGAAGCGUCUCGUGCAUCAGCUCGUGCGCGCAGAGUUCCCAGAGUUGGUGUCCAUAGGACGCGGAGAGUGUAUUCGUAUCCUUCAUCUAGACCCUGUGCGUGAGGCCGACAACAUGCGCAGGAUCAAGAACCGCGUCAAAGAAUCCAUUGUCCGACAAACCGGCUUCCGCUGGAUCUUUGAGGCUUUAGUCAAGGGCGGCGACAUCAAUCGCGCGGAUCCACUCUAUGUCGCACGCACUACUGGCACGAUUGUCGCUGCCGACGCAUAUGAUAUAAGAGAUCGCUACGACAGAGCCAUAGAAAGACUCAAGAUCAAGCAGCCCGUGCUAGUCGGCCACAACAUGUUCACUGACAUUGAUACGUUGCAAGGCUUCCAGGAUGCCAUCCAUGAGCUGUUCCCCAACAUCAUCGACACUAAAUAUCUAGCGACUCAUGCUGAAGGCGACCUCAACGCCUCCCCUACACUACAGGAUAUUGCUGAGAAUUCAAGUCUGCAGCCGUUGCCCCACAUCGUCAUGCAUGCCGACCAUCCGAAGUACCAAGAGACCGAGGCCUUCCACGAAGCAGGCUAUGACAGCCUCCUUACUGCCACCAUCAUGAUCAGGCUCGCCGCCAAGCUUGGUGCGGAGCGAGGAGAACAGGUUCCGGCGCCAUUGCCCAACCGUCCCAGUGACAAAGCGAAAGGAGUGUUGGCGGAAGAUGUUCAGGAUUUUCUAAAAGAUGGACGCGAGAAGGUCGACCUGCCCGUUCCCCUGCCCCCAGUGGAGCAGCCUCAACCCAAGAAAACAAAGAAACAAAGGGCCAAGGCUAGGAAAAAGGAGGCAAGACAACAACGAUUCGAAACUAAGAACCUAUUCGACACGCUCAAAGCUCUGAGCCCUGACGCCGAAUCUUCCUCGACUGAAGAUGACGGAGAGGUUAAGCUUCCUGAAGAUAGUGAACUUGCAAAAUGGGACGAACAGGUUCAAGACGUCGCCGGGUCAUGGGAAAAUGACGUCUACGUCCAAGAUAAGACGGGAUGGGUGCCGUUGGAGCAGGUUAAGCGACAGCCAAUGGAGCUCAUCCCAGCCUUUGAUUCAAAGUUUUGGAACGAGUUUGGCAAUACAUUGCGUGUGUUUGGCACUCAAGAAGCUGUCCUGAAGAUCGCAGAGUGGGAGGUUUGA